CACGCAGAACUUUAUACUGGGUCUGCUCUCUUCGAUGAUUGUGUUCCGAUGCAUUGGAGAAACUGAAAACGGACGAUGGAAAAUUGAAAUGGGCGUAGUUGAUCUCGGAAACGUACAAUCGGUGGAAGAGUUGCUUAUGGCUUUGAUACAGAAGAGUUCGGUUGUAGAAGUGUUCUUUUCAGGUAUUGGUCACUAUUUAUUAAUUUUUGAAAUGUGCUGCAUCUUUUUCUGGGCGAGGAAUUUGUACAGAACAAGGAAAUGUAAUAUUGAGACGUUGCUAGUUACCGAAGAUUCCGAACCGUCCAAAUAUCGCUCGUUCGGAGACGAAAGUGAUUGCGAUGACCUGCAUGAACUGGUCGGUGAACGAAAACUUGACUGAGUCAUAACCCGUCUGACGUUAAAUUAUUUAAAACACCCCUAUACUGUUGAACAGUAAUAUUUUUAUAUUCAUAUAUUAUUAUAAAUUUGUAUCAACAUAUUUUUUUAACAAAAUAUUUACCCAGAUGAAAAAAAAAUGCUUUCUGUUUUAAUUUUGGCAUGAACUUUUAUAGAGUGCUGUAUUUACAAUCGGGC
Saccoglossus kowalevskii is the source of this 573-nucleotide messenger RNA. Its product is annotated as organic solute transporter subunit alpha-like. Lineage: Eukaryota; Metazoa; Hemichordata; Enteropneusta; Harrimaniidae. The record is from RefSeq and is a predicted model, not a curated record.